AUGGAUGAAUGCAACAACAAUAGAGGAGAGUUUCAACUUCAUUCUUCAUCAUCAAGAUCAAUUCAACAACAACAUUCACCUUCAUUUCGAAGACGAGAAAUCAAAAGUAGUAGUAAUGUACCUCUUUCUUGGAUUGGAAGCAACCGGUUAGUAUUAUGGCUUUUCUUGAUUACCCUUUGGGCUUAUCUUGGUUUUUUUGUUCAAUCUAAGUGGGAUGAUUAUGAUAAGCAACAAGAAAUUAAAGGGUUUGAUUUUCAUCUUAGUAAUCAUCAAGAUUUUGUUGUCAAAAAGAGCUCUUUAUUUGAUCAUAAUGAAAAAGUUGUUGUUUUGGCCAAGAAAGAAGAAAAGGGUAAAAGUACUUCAAGGAAAAGGAAAAGUAGAAGAUCUUUGAGAAGUGAGGUUAAAGAUAAGCAGAAGAGAAAAUUGAAAGUUGAAAAGGAGUUGGAGAGGUUUUCUCUUGUGGGUCCAUUUGGGUUAUUAGAGGAUAGGAUAUUGAAAUUGAGUACUAAUAAUAAUGACAAGUGUUGUGGAAAAUGUGACAAGAAAAGUGAUUUUGCAAAAGCUGUUUUUUCAAAGAGAUUUGUGUUGAUAUUUCAUGAGCUUUCUAUGACUGGUGCGCCACUUUCGAUGAUGGAAUUGGCAACUGAGUUGAUGAGGUGUAAAGCGAAUGUUUCGGCUGUUGUUCUUAGUAAAAAAGGUGGUUUGAUGGAAGAGCUUAUUAGGAGGAAAAUUAAGGUGGUUGAUGAUAAAGUUGAUCAUAGCUUCAAAGCUGCAAUGAGUGCUGAUCUUGUCAUUGCUGGAUCAGCUGUUUGUUCUUCAUGGAUUGAACAAUAUAUUGAGUAUUUUCCUGCUGCUGCAAACCAAGUUGUUUGGUGGAUUAUGGAAAACCGAAGAGAGUACUUCGACCGAUCAAAACACGUCUUGAACAAAGUGAAGACGUUGGUUUUUCUUUCCGAAUCACAAUCCAAGAAAUGGCGAAAAUGGUGCGAAGAAGAAACAAUAAGACUCAAAUUCCAGCCUGCAAUUGUUCCACUGUCUGUUAAUGAUGAACUUGCUUUCGCAGCCGGUAUUCAUUCCUCGAGCACUUCCGCGAAAAUCGACGAGAAGAGGAAGCUCUUGCGCGAAUCGGUACGAAGAGAAAUAGGUUUGAACGAUAACGAUAUGCUUGUGAUAUCUCUAAGUAGCAUCAAUCCUGGAAAGGGUCAGCUACUGUUUCUCGAAUCAGCAAACAAAAUCGUAGAAAAUGAAUCAUCGCAAAAUUCAUCGGAAGUUACUUGGGAUAGAAGGCAUCAUAUUAGAAAAUUGUUACCAAUGUCGAGCAACGGAAAAAUGAAACAAUCUCUGAAAAUCAUGAUUGGUUCUGUUGGAUCAAAGAGUAACAAGGUGAAAUAUGUUAAGAGUAUCGCAAGUUUCUUGUCGCAACAUUCGAAUUUAUCGAAGAAUGUUUUGUGGACUCCGGCUACUACAUAUGUUGCCUCACUUUACUCUGCUGCUGAUGUUUAUGUCAUAAACUCUCAGGGAUUGGGAGAAACUUUCGGACGCGUGACAAUCGAAGCAAUGGCAUUUGGUCUUGCGGUGUUAGGAACAGAUGCUGGAGGAACAAAGGAGAUUGUGGAGCAUGGUGUGAGUGGUCUUCAUCAUCCUAUUGGACGCAAAGGGAAUGAUGUUCUUGCAGAAAAUCUAAGGUUUUUACUUGAAAACAAAUUUGCAAGAGAGAAAAUGGGAAUGAAUGGAAGAAAGAAAGUGCAAAGAAUGUAUAUGAAGCAACAUAUGUAUAGAAAAUUUGUAGAGGUUCUUGUGAGGUGCAUGAGAAGCAAAUAA
Molecule: messenger RNA, 1821 nt
Organism: Lathyrus sativus (Indian pea)
Lineage: Eukaryota; Viridiplantae; Streptophyta; Magnoliopsida; Fabales; Fabaceae
Source: the annotation of a GenBank genome assembly